Molecule: messenger RNA, 1591 nt
Organism: Papaver somniferum (opium poppy)
Lineage: Eukaryota; Viridiplantae; Streptophyta; Magnoliopsida; Ranunculales; Papaveraceae
Product: GDSL esterase/lipase At2g04570-like
Exons: 3
Coding region: 430-1254 (274 amino acids)
Molecular function (GO): hydrolase activity, acting on ester bonds
Source: RefSeq, a predicted model, not a curated record
ACAGCCCUACGGAAAGUACAGCCACACAAAGUGUAGAUAGGGUUUCAUCUGCAUUAUUGCACAUGGCACAUAUGAGGGAGAUUUCAUGUAUCCUAGUACUUAGCUUUUUUUGCUACCAGCAAAAUCUCAUGAUUUUAUUUCCACACAAACAUUUGAAUCCUUGGCAAAAGUUUAAGCUUCCAUAGCUUCUUCCACGGAGAGGAACUCCUUUCUCCCACAGAGUCAUUUUGACUAUUUGUUACUAGAAAAUUUAAACUUGCUCAACUGAGAUUUUUUCAUUUAUAUCGGUAAGCCAAAGGAGUUUUGCAUUGAUUUCCUUGUAGAAGUGCUACUUUUCACAAAAGGGAUCGACAUUAUUCGGUUCUGUAAAAGCUAACUUUCCACCAAACUUGUAUUAGGCAAUGUCACCCCAGUAUAGUCUACUACUCCAUGUUCUUAACAUACUUGUAUUUUCAGUUCUGGAGAUCUGUGUUCCCUGGAAUUAUCGUGUUUCGAGACUCCACGGUUGAUGCAGGAAAUAACAAUCAAAUCUUAACCUUGAUAAAAGCCAACUUUCCACCAUAUGGACACGAUUUCGAAGGUGGAGAACCCACUGGACGGUUCUGCAAUGGUCGGUUGCCUAUCGAUUUCCUGUCAGAGAUGUUAGGGAUUAAACGUUCCAUACCUGCAUAUCUGGAUCCAGCUUUUGGUAUUGAAGAUUUUGCUACCGGAGUUACCUUUGCUUCAGCUGGAACUGGUUAUGAUGUUGCUACUUCAGAAGUGUCCGCUGUGAUACCUUUAUCUAAAGAAUUGGAAUAUUUCAAAGAGUACCUGAAGAAAUUAUCAUCCUUUCUCGGAAAGGAUGGCGCAGUAAAGACAGCAAGAGAAUCAUUGUAUUUUAUCAGCGUUGGAACGAACGAUUUUAUCCUGAACUACUUCACCGUGCCCGGACGGUCAUCUCAAUUUACGAUAGAUGAAUACGAGGAUUUUCUAAUUGGAAUUGCGAGAAAUUUCUUGAUCGAGCUUUGCAGAUCGGGUGCUAAAAAUAUAGUAUUAGUCGGGCUUCCUCCUAGUGGUUGCCUACCAUUAGUAAAAACUUUGAAUCUUGUUCCUGGAAGACCGAGUUUGGAAGAGAUAAAGAAAGCUAGUAAAGUCUUUAAUGCCAAGUUACAAAAUUUGGUGGCGACUUUGAGCAUAGAGCUUGAUGGGAUCGAGUUGGUGUAUGCAGAUAUCUACAAUCCUCUUCUAAAGAUCAUUCAAAAUCCAAACCUAUAGGGGUACCAUGAAGGAAUUGAAAACGUGAAGGAAGGAUGUUGCGCAACGGGAACAAUUGAGCUUGGGAUUAUAUGCAAAGCAGGGAAUCUGUUAUCUUGCCCCGACCCAAGCAAAUACUAUUUUGGGACGCAGAACACCCAAGUGAAAAAGUUUAUGGCGUACUGGCCAAUAUACUGAUGAAUACGACCAUAUCUCAGUUUGUUAAGUGACUAGGUAAAAAUGGACGGAUACCUAGUUUUCCAAAAUCAUUUUUUAAGAGAAUGUGAAGAAAGAUUCCCGAAAAACCAACAUGAUUUGUAACGUCACUAAUGAAUUAUAAUAAAAACUCUUGUAUAAA